Lemur catta (Ring-tailed lemur) is the source of this 3483-nucleotide messenger RNA. RefSeq names its product G protein-coupled receptor kinase 6 (gene GRK6). The transcript has 16 exons. Gene Ontology annotation, cellular component: plasma membrane; cytoplasm. Lineage: Eukaryota; Metazoa; Chordata; Mammalia; Primates; Lemuridae. The record is from RefSeq and is a predicted model, not a curated record. Gene Ontology annotation, biological process: regulation of signal transduction; signal transduction; protein phosphorylation. The coding region runs from base 161 to 1843 and encodes 560 amino acids. Gene Ontology annotation, molecular function: ATP binding; G protein-coupled receptor kinase activity.
GGAGAGUGCGCGGCGGGCGGCGGCGGCCGGGGAGGCCGGGGAGGCCGCGGCGCGGUCACUGCGAGCCGAGCCGAGCCGCGCUGAUCGCCAUCCGGGCCCGGCUCUCGCGCGCGAUCCCGGCCAGCGGCGCAGCCCGGCGGGCCAGGCGGCGCCGCUGCCCAUGGAGCUCGAGAACAUCGUAGCGAACACGGUGCUACUCAAGGCCCGAGAAGGUGGUGGUGGGAAUCGCAAAGGCAAAAGCAAGAAAUGGCGGCAGAUGUUACAGUUCCCCCACAUCAGCCAGUGCGAAGAGCUGCGGCUCAGCCUCGAGCGCGACUACCACAACCUGUGCGAGCGGCAGCCCAUCGGGCGCCUGCUGUUCCGUGAGUUCUGUGCAACGAGGCCCGAGCUGACCCGCUGCGUUGCCUUCCUGGAUGGGGUGGCCGAGUAUGAAGUGACCCCUGAUGAGAAGCGGAAGGCGUGUGGGUGGCGGCUAAUGCAGAAUUUUCUGAGCCACACGGGUCCUGACCUCAUCCCUGAGGUCCCUCGGCAGCUGGUGACUAACUGCACCCAGCGGCUGGAGCAGGGCCCUUGCAAAGACCUCUUCCAGGAGCUCACCCGGCUGACCCACGAGUACCUGAGCGUGGCCCCUUUUGCCGACUACCUCGACAGCAUCUACUUCAACCGUUUCCUACAGUGGAAGUGGCUAGAAAGGCAGCCGGUGACCAAAAAUACCUUCAGGCAGUACCGAGUCCUGGGCAAAGGCGGCUUUGGGGAGGUGUGCGCCUGCCAGGUGCGGGCAACAGGCAAGAUGUACGCCUGCAAGAAGCUGGAGAAGAAGCGGAUCAAGAAGCGGAAGGGGGAGGCCAUGGCGCUCAACGAGAAGCAGAUCCUGGAGAAAGUGAACAGUAGGUUUGUAGUGAGCUUGGCCUAUGCCUAUGAGACCAAGGACGCCCUGUGCUUGGUGCUGACACUGAUGAACGGAGGCGACCUCAAGUUCCACAUCUACCACAUGGGCCAGGCUGGCUUCCCUGAAGCACGUGCCGUCUUCUAUGCCGCCGAGAUCUGCUGCGGCCUGGAGGACCUGCACCGGGAGCGCAUUGUGUACAGGGACCUGAAGCCAGAGAACAUCCUUUUGGACGACCACGGCCACAUCCGCAUCUCUGACCUGGGCCUGGCUGUGCACGUGCCCGAGGGCCAGACCAUCAAAGGCCGUGUGGGCACCGUGGGCUACAUGGCUCCGGAGGUGGUGAAGAACGAGCGGUACACGUUCAGCCCUGACUGGUGGGCGCUGGGCUGCCUCCUGUACGAGAUGAUCGCGGGCCAGUCGCCCUUCCAGCAGAGGAAAAAGAAGAUCAAGCGGGAGGAGGUGGAGCGGCUGGUGAAGGAGGUGCCGGAGGAGUAUUCCGAGCGCUUCUCCCCGCAGGCCCGCUCGCUCUGCUCCCAGCUCCUCUGUAAGGACCCCGCGGAGCGCCUGGGGUGUCGUGGGGGCAGCGCCCGUGAGGUGAAGGAACACCCCCUCUUCAAGAAGCUGAACUUCAAGCGGCUGGGAGCCGGCAUGCUGGAGCCGCCCUUCAAGCCUGAUCCCCAGGCCAUUUACUGCAAGGAUGUUCUGGACAUCGAACAGUUCUCCACAGUCAAGGGCGUGGAGCUGGAGCCCACUGACCAGGACUUCUACCAGAAGUUUGCCACAGGCAGUGUGCCCAUUCCCUGGCAGAAUGAGAUGGUGGAGACGGAGUGCUUCCAGGAGCUCAAUGUCUUCGGGCUGGAUGGCUCAGUUCCCCCAGACCUGGACUGGAAGGGCCAGCCGCCUGCACCCCCCAAGAAGGGGCUGCUGCAGAGACUCUUCAGCCGCCAGAGGUGAGCAGUGUGGGCUCCCCGUGGGUUGGCUUUGCUGCCUGGCCUCGGGGAGCCACAGGCAGCCCUUCCAUGGCAGAGGCGAGAUGUGGGAGAAAGAAGUCUGGUGCCCGCCCCCUCCCCCGCACACUGCUUCGGUUCCCUGUACCCUGGCCCCUUUGAGCUGCCAGCCUUGCUUAGUCUGAUCCCCACGCUCUGCCUCCACCAGCCCCAGGGAGAGGGCUGGGCGGAGGCCUGGCCAUGGCAGACCCUGGGAUCCACCCAGACCUCCUUCAGUCUGUUGCCAGCAGCCUCUGCACUGACGCCCACCCUUGCGUGGCCUGAGCUGCUGCUCCAGGCCCCUCCUGGGGACCCCCCUCCCCAGAGCACGACCUUGGGCAGCUCCUGGCCUGCCCUAGCAGGGCUGGCCCUGUGUGACAUCCCUGGUGGCUAAUGGCACCCACUCUGCCUCUCUCCUUCCGUGUCUUCCCCGUCCCUCCAGGAUUGCUGUGGGAACUGCAGCGACAGUGAGGACGAGCUCCCUACCCGCCUCGAGCUCCCCACCCGCCUCUAGCCCCCCCGAGCCUGAGGCCCCCACCGGCAGUUGGCGGUAGCAGCUACUCCGGGCGCUGUUUACAGUUUUGCACAGUGGUCUUCCCCAUUGUCCAUUCGAGUCGUGGCCUGGGGAACAGCCGGAGCUGUCCCCUGUGUCCUCUGCCCCUCAGCCUCUGGCCUGGCUGAGUUUGGCAUGGCCUGGGCCCUCGCUGGGACAAAGGUGCGUCCCUUCAGCUCUUCUCCAUAGAGCUCUGGGCUUUCUGUAUUUAUGUAUUUGUAUGAAUGUACAUAGCAACCCACCCUAGACCUGGCACCUCUGCCCCAGCUUCCCAGGGCAGUGGGUCCUGGCUGGGACAGCGGGAGCUGGCGGAGGAGCCACUGCCAAACUCAAGGCUCCUCAGGCCCAGCUUGGACUGGCCAAGACUGGACUAGACCCCCAAUCCCCAGCACUGUGCUGGCCACCACCAGCCUCUGAGUAAGACACCUGCCCCUGCCACCAUGGGCUCAGGCUGCCACAUUCUGGGACCCAGUGCUGUCCCUUCUCAGCGCUUGCCAGAGCUGGAUCUGAGGCUUCUGUGUCCCCUAGGGCUAUGCCAAAGUGUGCACAGAGAUUGGCUGGCUUGAGGCCUACCAGCCCCUGUCCCAGGUGGGUCUGCUUCUGCCUUCCAGCUCCCAGGCACGUUGUCCCUGAUGCUGGGCCUUGUCCUGAAGAUGCCUCUUUCAGAAAUGCCCUAGCCUAGGCCAUGGGUAGGGGGUGUCCCCGGCCAACCCUUACACAUUCCGGACCCCCCUCAUAACAACAGACACACGUGCCCAGCAAUAAUCUGCUCCUCCCUGUUGUGCGUGUGGGGGGUGUGUGCGUGAGAGUGUGUGUGUGUGUGUGUGUGUGUGUGUGUGUCUGUGAGUGUGUGAAGGGGGUAGGGUGAGGUGGUGCCUGCGCCCCAGGCCCCAGCCUGGCCCUUCCCAGACUGUGAUGUCCGUCCUGGUCCCAGUUAGGGUAGCGUGGGAUUACAGGGCCCUGGUUUUUCCAUAUUUAAAGCCAAUUUUUCUUACUCAUUUUGUCCAGUGUAAGCUGCCACGUGUCUGUGUGAAUACAGUCCGAGCACAAGCCUG